AUGGGUCUCGCCAUCAAGCGCAACUUGCUCGCUUUCCCCCCAGGCGACAACUCUUCCGACACGCUUGUGAAUGGCGUACAUUUCGACCUCACCACCCUCCAGCAUUGGAACUACACAUACUAUUCGAAUCAGACCUUCUCGAACGGCUCCCUCUGCUGUCUGGUCUUCGAACCCUAUACUCCGCACCUUCUUCACAAUGGAACCUUUCUCAACAGCACAACUUGCUAUUCCGCGGUCAGACCCAUGGAGGCCCGUGCUAAAACCGGACUGCUAUUCGCAUGCCUAUUUGCGCUGAGUAUUGUGUUCACGUUGAACAACCUGCGCAAACAUGGAAGACUGUUCUUGCCAAUGGAGAAGCGUUUCCGUGCGGUUGGGAGGAGGUGGCAGUGGUAUUGGAUGCUUUUCGUUGCCGGAUGCGCGUUGGUCAGCUGUAUUGCCAAUGUGGAUGUGGAUCGAUACUAUCUGCCAGAAUUGCCAAUAGUGCUAUCCAGCCUUUUCUGGUUCCUGAUGUUACCGACGACGAUGUGUAUGGUCUGGGAAAGUGUGAGGCAUUGGGGAAGUUGGCAGGAGAGGCAGAUGGUGGAUCCGAAUCCGUUUUUGCUGAGGCAGGAUGAUCGGCGGAGUACGACGGAUUUCUGGCUGCCGUUGUUAUUCUACUGUUGUGUUUGGAUGAACUUCUUCAUGGCUGUCCCAAGGUCCUGGACUCCUAUCGAGUUCCAACGGGAUCCCGAGCAGCAACAUUCCGAAGCCGAACCGCUCGCAACGGAUACCCGGUUCAAGCUUGCAGCUUUCCUCCUUCUCGGAAGCUGGCUGACAACAGUAUUCUCACUAUGGCACUCGAUCAAUCACUACAAACCUCGGAAGCAAGGAAUUGUCAACCGAGGGCUGAGUAUCUUCAGAUACACACCUUUUAAAUUCCUCCUCACACUUCCACUUUCUCUCGUCAUGAUCGGCUACGAAAUCGUGUGUGCAUUCGACUUCGCCAUCUCCCCACUGAAAGUCGGCUCUCAUACAGCCUACAUGUAUGGCCUAGGCUGGGCUCCAAUAGCAGCUACCAUCCUCGUGUACGAGGUAGCAGGAUACCUCGACCCAAACGAAGACCGAGAGCUCAUCCGCCAACGCCGAAUCCGCGCCGCUCAGAUCGACGCCGAGGUUGGCAUCACGAAGAAGCCGCGUUGGUGGUCAAGACUCCACGGCGACAACAGAGCGGUGAACGUCCAGGAUGCGGUUGCCCGGAACGUGGCUGAGAUUGGGGGAGGGCGAGCUACGAUGGCGAACGUGCAGAUCAAUCUCGAAUUGGGAAAUAUGCCAGUCUCCCAGAGACAGGGUAGCAGUAAGGCCUCGGGGGAUAGUGAGGCUGUAAGGGCUGCGGCAAAUCUGCCGUUUCUUUUCCGUUCUGGCAUGGUGGAGACGCAGGACCGGUUCACGGAUCAGCCGGACCUUACCAGAGAGAGGAGUUCUGGGGAAGUGAGUAAUGCUACGGUCACGGCAAAUGAUGGGGGCGGCCGUGCUGGAACUGGCGUCUCAUCGACUGCGACUGCCCCUUCGCAGCAGAUUCGAAGUAUGCUGGAUGUGGCGGAUGAUAUGGAAGCCUCCUCCUCUAGUGAGGUCUUGACCAGCUACAUCAUUGCUCUAAAUGCGUCCGGCGAUGUAACGAUAAAGAAGCUGCUCCUGAGAUACACUCCGUAUAAACACGGACGCCUCUAA
Molecule: messenger RNA, 1707 nt
Organism: Drepanopeziza brunnea f. sp. 'multigermtubi' MB_m1
Lineage: Eukaryota; Fungi; Ascomycota; Leotiomycetes; Helotiales; Drepanopezizaceae
Source: RefSeq, a predicted model, not a curated record